AUGCCUUCUGUGCCUGUGAAGGAGGAGCACAAGGAGAAAGCGGUAGAGGACGCAUUGAGAAGCACGCCGCCCGAUGAGUGGAGCUCCAUCUUAGAAGGCCUCCUGGGCACUUCCUUCAGGCCUGUGCAGAGCCAGAAGGUGCCUGAGGAAGCCUUCACCGUGACGUCGUUGCUGGCGAAGAUGAAUGACGCUCCUCCAGAUGUGGUGGAAAGCCGCCCUGCAUCCAUGGCAGGCCGACGGCGGAGCCGGCAGAAGCCGCCGGAGACGACGCCCCAGGAGGACGACCGGCCGCUUGAGGACCUGUUGAGAGGCCUGGGCGAGACCUCCGGCCCUAAGCCUAAGAAGAAGUCCGGCAAGAAGCCGAACGCCCCGAAGCAGGAGCCACUGGCACCUGCCAAGAGCAAGCCAGAGCCGCAGGCUGCGUCGGCUGAACCAGAAGACGAAGCAGAAGAAGAACCGCCCGCUCCGGUGCCGGAGGAAGGCUGGGAGACCGUGCCCACCAAGGAAGCUCGAAAGGCUGCCAGCAAGGCCGCGCGCGCGGAGCGGGCGGCGGUGCUCGCGGUGGAGCGUGCGGCAGAGAGUGCUAUGGCAGAGCGUGCAGCACGCGCUCGUAUCAAGCGCGCAGAGACGCAGGAUUCGAGCUGCACGGGUUCUAGCACCAGUCUGGAGCACCAGCUAUGCGAGCCCACUGAGACCCUCUCGGUGCAGGCGGCCAAGCCUUCGCCGCCGGUCACGAAGCAACAUGCCGCGGCUGAAAAGCCGGCAGUCACGCCAAGCACAGAGGACACUGCGACAGAGGCAUCCUGCUCAGACAAGGACAAGGAGGAUAAGGAGGACAAAGAGGACGGAGAGGACAAGGAGGUGGACAAGACUCUUGCCACAGUGACCACAGAGACUGACAAGUCGAUCACGGCAUCUCCGAGCACGGAGGCCGAGGGCUUGGUAGAGAGCGCCAUGUCUAGCGAGGGCGAGAGCUCCCAGGUCCGUCGGCGCUCGCGCUCCGAGGGCAUGAUCAAGAUUGAAUUUGAGCUGGAAGAGGUGUCUGCAGUGAAUGCUGCCUCACCCAGCAGUGCCUCCGGCUGGCAGAUGCAGCCCUCUGUCGGCACCUGGCUCCGUUCUGCAGACGCUGGGCGCCAGGGCUCCCCGGUGGGGCAGCUCUGGCCAGCCACGCCGGAGUCCACGCCGCCUGCUUCACCCCGCUAUCACGGGAUAGAGCAGGUGGUGUGGAUGCCGAUCCCGACGCGGCUGGUCGCAGAGGUCCAGCAGCUCAUCAAUUGCAGGAUGUUGCAGUCGAGCUCCAGCAAUUCUUGA
Molecule: messenger RNA, 1311 nt
Organism: Effrenium voratum
Lineage: Eukaryota; Dinophyceae; Suessiales; Symbiodiniaceae
Source: the annotation of a GenBank genome assembly